This is a messenger RNA of Hemiscyllium ocellatum (epaulette shark), 5167 nucleotides long. RefSeq names its product myomesin 2b (gene myom2b). Gene Ontology annotation, molecular function: protein binding. The coding region runs from base 82 to 4488 and encodes 1468 amino acids. The record is from RefSeq and is a predicted model, not a curated record. NCBI's taxonomy places the organism in Eukaryota, Metazoa, Chordata, Chondrichthyes, Orectolobiformes, Hemiscylliidae. The transcript has 37 exons.
UGGGAAAGGCUGAUCUUCUUCUCUGCCUCCACCUUUCGAGUCUUCCUUCCAUUUCGGUUUCCAUAAAGAUUGACAGUCACCAUGGCAACAAAGGUGCUACCAUUUUACCAAAAGAGACACAAACACUAUGGCUAUGAUUACCGCAACCUUGACACCCGAUCAGUUGUGAAGAAGUACACCAGCAAAAGCAGUGUAUCCAAAAGGUCUAGAUCAUCACUUGAGACUUCCUUAUCCAGACACAGUCCUUGUGCUAAAAGGGUUUGUCAGUAUGCUGAAGAAGAAGUUCCUGAAUACUCAGUGCCUCCAUUUCGGAGCAGAGAGGGUGAAGAGGAAGAAGUCAAGCCUAAACCAAGAAUAUUUCUAUAUGGUACAAAACUACGGGAGAUGGAGGCUGAGAUUUCUAAACUCAAAAGGUCUGCACAUGAGCAAGCAGACAUGUUAGCUCUGAAGAGGAUGGAAGAAGAAAGGUUAGCUGUGCAGAGACAUGUCCGUGAGGAUUCCAUAUGCCGUGCUCCUGAAUUUCUUGUCCGGUUAAGAUCCCAUACAGUUUGGGAGAACUCCUUUGUAAAAUUGUUCUGCACUGUUCAGGGUUUUCCAACCCCGUUAGUCAGAUGGUAUAGAGAUGAUGUCUAUAUUGAUCAGACAAGUGAACCAACCAAGUACAGGAUGGAUAGCUACUACGGAGUUCACUCUUUGGAAAUUAAUAGAUGCGCCACAAGUGACACUGCUCAAUAUACUGCCUUGGCGUUUAAUAUUCAUGGAGAGGCAUCAUCAAGUGCCACUGUCAUUGUUAAACGUUUUCGAGGAGAUGAAGAGCCUUACCACUCUGUUUUGCUCCCUUUGAACUUACCUCUGUUGUCACCUCCAAUUUUCACACACAUAGAUAUUGAAUAUAGUGAGAAAUUUGGUGUGAGCUUUGGCACUGAGGGAGAGACAAUGAUAUUAUCCUGCCGGAUGAUCCUUACACCAAACCUUCGCCGUUUACAGCCAGAAGUUGUGUGGUACAGAGAUGAUGUUGAAAUAAAGAAGUCCAAGUGGGCUGUAAUGCAGUACGGUGACUGCACUGCCACGCUGACUCUACCUCAUCUGAAUAAAGAUGAUGAAGGACUGUACACAAUACGUUUGAUAACGAGAGGUGGCAUUUCCCAGCACAGCGCUUAUCUAUUUGUCCGAGAUGCAGCUGCCCCAAUGGUAGGAGCUCCAGGAGCCCCGAUGGAUGUCACAUUUUAUGAUGCUAACAAGGAUUAUGUCAUCCUCACCUGGAAACCUCCAAACGUAACCAAAGAGAGUCCUGUGAUUGGCUAUUUUGUUGACCGGUGUGAAGCUGGAAGUGAUAACUGGAUUCAGUGCAAUGAUGCCCCAAUUAAAAUUUGCAAAUAUCCUGUGACUGGUCUGUUUGAAGGACGUUCCUAUAUUUUCCGUGUGCGAGCAGUAAAUAAGAGUGGCAUCAGCAGACCCUCCAGAAUUACUAGUGCAGUGACAGCCCUUGACCCUGCUGAUUUGGCUAGGCUGCAAACUAUUUAUUUUGAUGCAAGUCGACAAAUUGUUGUAAGCCAAGAUGAGCUGGAAGGGGAUAUAAAACCCCCAGGUAUACCUACAAAUGUCCAUGUAGCUGAAACCAGCAGGAAUUACAUUGUACUCAGCUGGGAUCCACCUGAGCCACGUGGCCGAGAACCACUGACGUAUUACAUUGAAAAGACCAUGGCUGGCAGUGCAUCUUGGCAAAGGGUCAACCAAGAGAUUGCAGCAAGAUCCCCACGUUUUGCUAUAUUUGACUUGGCUGAAGGAAAAUCCUAUGAAUUCCGUGUUUUUGCUGUGAACAAGUUUGGUAUGAGCCAGCCAUCAGCAUCUUCUGGACCAGUUACAGUUCAGGAGCGCAUUGAAAUUCCAGCUUCGCCCUCUGGUGUUCGAUGUGCAAGAAACACAAAGCAUUCGAUUGUUGUGCAUUGGACACCUUCAAAAAGUGCCAAAGACCUGAUUGGCUAUUACAUUGAUUCCAGCCUGGUGGGAACCAAUGACUGGCAGCCCUGCAAUCACAAGCCUGUGAAAUACACAAGAUUUGUUGUUCAUGGUCUAAAGAAUGGACAUAAGUACAUCUUCCGUGUGAAGGCAGUUAAUGCUUUGGGAACAAGCGAGAUGUCUCAAGAAUCAGAUCCUAUUACUGUCCAAGCAGCUCUGACUGCCCCAUCAUCACCUUAUGGUAUAACUCUCCUUGACUGCACAAACGACUCCAUGACACUGGGCUGGAAGGCACCACGGUUUACUGGCGGCUCAGAUAUCAUCGGAUACUACAUGGAUCACCGUGAAAUCACUGACCUACAUUGGCAUGAAAGCAACGUCAAACCAAUCACUGGAAGAGUUUUCAAAGUUGAAAAUCUGAAAGGAGGCUCUUUCUACGAGUUUAAAAUCAGUGCUAUGAACAUGGGUGGUGUUGGCGUCCCUUCAGAUUCCAGUCGGGCUUUCAAGUGUGAGGCAUGGACCAUGUCAGAACCAGGGCCACCUUAUGACUUGACAUUCUGUGAAAUAAGAAAGCAUUCUCUUGUGAUCUUGUGGAAGGCACCAAUUUACACUGGCAACAGUGAUGUUACAGGCUACACUGUGGAUAUCUGCGAGACAGAUUCUGAUGAAUGGAGAGCUAUAACGGAGAAAGAGGUAUCCACUCGCUAUUUGAAGGUUACUAAUUUAGAGGAAGGAAGAAGCUACAGUUUCAGAGUCCAUGCUGUGAAUACAGCUGGUCAGGGCAGACCCUCUGAGCCUUCCGAACCCAUCCUCAUUCAAGUCAGGCCAGGAACAAAGGAAAUCACAAGUGGUGUUGAUGCAGAAGGUAAUAUCUACUUGAGCUUUGAGUGCCAUGAUAUGACUGAUGCCUCCCAGUUUACUUGGGGCAAAGCCUAUGAGGAAAUAACUGAUUUCUCAAAGGUCCACGUUGAAACAGAUGGUGAAAAGUCUAAAUUAAUCUUCAAACAUCCUGACAUGGCAGAUUUAGGAACAUACUCUGUGGCAGUAUCAGAUACUGAUGGCAUCUCUUCCAGUUAUAACCUAGAAAAGGAAGAAUUGGAACGCCUGUUGGCUUUGAGCCACGAAAUCAAACAUCCAACAAUCCCAUUGAAAAGUCCUUUGUCCUACGAGGUUUUCGACAAAGGCCAAGUUCGAUUUUGGCUUCAGACAGAGAGUGUGUCGCCCAAUGCUACUUGUAAAUUCAUUGUCAAUGACUUGGAGCUGGCUGACAGUAAGGAUCACAAGAUUACUUUUAAUAAGUCUACUGGUAUGAUUGAGAUGGUGAUGGAGCAGUUCACAAGUAAGAAUGAAGGAACUUACACUGUCCAAAUACAGGAUGGCAAGGCCAAAAAUCAGUCCGCUCUGGUUUUGAUUGGGGAUGUAUUUAAGGCUGCCCUGGAGGAAGCGGAGUUCCAGAGGAAAGAAUUCUUGAGAAAACAAGGGCCUCAUUUUGCAGACUACCUGUCGUGGCAUGUGACUGAGGAUUGCAUUGUUGAGUUGAUAUGCAAGGUGGCAAACACGAAGAAGGAAACGGUGUUCGGUUGGUACAAAGAUUAUGUAGCUGUUCCUGCUGAGGAGCCACCUAACCCCCAGACAGGAGAAAGCAAGCUGUCAAUUCCUGAGUUCUCUAGAAAGGAUAUGGGCGAGUACAAGAUGACGCUGAAAGAUGACAAAGGGCAGGAUGUUACAGUACUGGAGGUGGCUGGCAAAGUGUAUGAAGAAAUUGUCCAGGAAAUUAGCAGAAUUAGUGGGUCUUCUGCUUCUGAACUGAAGAUAAAAUGCACCCCAGAAGGGAUCAGACUUCAGUCCUUCUUGAAGUACUACAUGGAGGACAUGAAGGUUUUCUGGUAUCACAAAGAGUCAAAGAUUGCAUCAUCUGAAAAGAUGAGAAUUGGAGGAAGCAGUGACCAGGUUUGGAUGCAGAUCUGUGAGCCAAAUGAUCGAGACAAAGGCAAAUACACAAUGGAGAUAUUUGAUGGCAAAACCUCAUAUAAACGACAUCUUGACCUUUCUGGAGAGGCUUAUGCUGAGGCAUACACAGAAUUCCAGAGGCUGAAAGCUGCAGCUUUUGCAGAGAAGAAUCGUGGCAAAGUAAUAGGAGGAUUGCCAGAUGUAGUAACUAUAAUGGAAGGCAAGACACUGAGCCUCACAUCCACUGUCUUUGGGGAUCCGACUCCUGAGGUGACCUGGCUCAAGAAUGACAAAGAUCUCGAACUGAAUGAUCAUCACUACGCGUCUCUGGAGCAGGGAAAAUAUGCUUCCCUGACCAUCAAAGCUGUCACCACGGAGGAUUCGGGAAAAUAUGGCAUUAAUGUCAGGAACAAAUAUGGCGGCGAGACAAUUGAUGUCACUGUAAGUGUGUAUAAACACGGCGAGGAGAUACCAGUGGUGAAAAGAGGAGUUCAACCUCCAGAGCAAGCAAAGGCCUCCCGUGCAGAACCUUCUAAACCAGAAGCAUCUAAGAGUUCAAAGUUUGGUAGAAGAAAGUAACACAAGUAAUGGUUCAAUGUGGGUAUUUACUGUAAACUUAGCUUGAACUGCAGUGAACAACUAAAUUACAAGUGAGCUUUAUGUAGUAAAUAGGAUUUUUGAGUUAAGGGCUGAGGGAAACCAAUAAUUUGUUCCUCAUUGCAUCAUAAAAUAUUUUUCAUUAGAAGAUAGAUCUUAAGUGCUAGUAGAGGAAAUAAAUUUGUUUUGUUGCUCCCAGCAAACGCUGAUGAUACACGUCAAGAAAAUCCACAUCUCCAGCUCAUGACUUUCUGUACGUUAAUAUUGCUUAGUUCCUCAACAGGCAUUGUGCGGAUCUAUUGAGGCAUAGAGUCUCGUUUUCGGUUUAUUUUUCCGCUAAUGGUCACAAGAUCCGGGAUAUUUACAGAGGAAUGGAAUUUGUUGUUAUAAUGGCAAGUUUAGCAGCAGAUCUGAAUAUAACAGUUUAAAUGAACUUCAUUUUACUUUUGCAACGAAUUAGAGAUUCUUCUGAUUUGACAAUACUGUUUCAGGAUGAGGAACGUACAGAACUUGUCCGAAUUAAUUGUUACUUUCAGGGGCUUUAAUGUAGCAAUAUAUAUAUAUAUCACCAAUGACUAGAAUUCACUCCUCCUGUAACCAUCACGUGACUAAUAUCUACCAAGUUGCUGUGCUUUGUUUAUCGUGCUAUGCACCAAUAAAA